AUGCUCAGAGUUGAUAGUCAUGCUGUAAUGUCAGUUGAUCUUGGUACAGAAUUUAUGAAAAUUGGUGUUGUUAAACCAGGUAUUCCUAUGGAAAUUGCUUUGAAUAAAGAAAGUCGAAGAAAAACGCCAGUUAUUGUUGCUAUUAAAGGUAAAGAUCGUGAAUUUGGUGACGCAGCUAUAUCUCGAUCAAGUAAAAUUCCAGCACAAUCUUACAUGUAUUUACGUGAAUUAGUUGGAAAAACAUUAGAUAAUCCAAUUAUCGAACAGUAUUUAAAAAGAUUUCCAUAUUAUAAAUUAAAAACAGAUGCACAAACACAUCAACUUGUUUUUCAACAUGACAGUGAAACAAAUUAUACUAUUGAAGAACUUCUUUCAAUGAUAUUAAGAAAAGCUCGUGAAUAUGCAACAGAUUUUGCUGAACAAUCUGUUGAUGCUGCUGUUAUAACUGUUCCACCUUAUUUUACUCAAUCAGAACGACGUGCUGUUAAACGUGCCUGUGAUUUAGCUGAUAUAAAAUUACUUCAAUUGAUGAAUGAUAAUACAGCUGUUGCACUUAACUAUGGUAUAUUUCGUCGAAAAUAUUUUAAUUCAACUGGUUCAACUUAUUUAUUUUAUGAUAUGGGUUCACAAUCAACAACAUGUACAAUAGCAACAUAUAAUAUAAUUAAAACAAAAGAACAUGGUUAUGUUGAAGAAGUACCACAAGUAACAGUAAAAGCUGUUGCAUUUGAUCGUAAUUUAGGUGGGCUAGAAUUUCAAAUACGUUUACGAGAUUAUUUAGCAAAAAAAUUUCAUGAAAAACAUUCAAAAAUUGAUUUAUAUAAAAAUUCAAGAGCAUUAACAAAAUUAUUUCGUGAAGCCGAAAGAGCUAAACAUGUUUUAAGUGCUAAUAAUGAAUAUACAGCACAAGUUGAAGGUUUAAUUGAUGAAAUUGAUUUUAAACAGCGAAUAACACGUGAAGAAUUUGAAAACUUAUGUGUUGAUCUUUUUGAACGUGUAAAAAAACCUAUCGAAGAAGUACUUAGUACAAGUGGAAUUAAAUUCAGUGAAAUUCAACAAGUACUUUUAUUUGGUGGUUCAACACGUAUUCCUCGUGUUCAAAAUGAAUUAACCAAAGCUCUUGGCGGAAUUGAACUUGGUAAAAGUUUAAAUACAGAUGAAGCUGCUGCAAUGGGUGCCGUUUAUCAAGCUGCAGCUAUUUCAAAAGGUUAUCGUGUUAAAAAGUUUCUUGUUAAAGAUACUAAUCAAUAUCCAAUAAAUGUUGAAUUUGAACGACAUAAUGAUACUAUGGAUCAAAAGUUAAUUGAUCGAAUAUUAUUUGAUCAUAAUAAUCAUUAUCCAAAUCGUAAAUUAAUGACAUUUAAUAAAUAUACAGACGAUUUUUCAUUUAAUAUUCAUUAUGGAGAUUUAACAUAUCUUUCAUCAAAUGAUAAACAUGCACUUGGAAUUACAGAAUUAUCUCGAAUACAUGUUACCGGUGUCAAUAAAACGUAUGAUAAACAUAAAGAUACAAUGGAAUCUAAAGGUGUAAGAGCACAUUUUCAAUUAGAUGAUAGUUGUCUUCUUGUUCUUGAUCGAAUUGAAUUUAUUUUUGGAAAAAAAGGUGUUGAUAUAGAUAACAAUGAUACAAAACCUAAAGAAGAAUCAACAUUAUCAAAAAUAGGCAGUAAAAUUUCAAGUUUUUUUUCAUCAAAAAGCUCAAAUGACGAAGUCAAGGAAACAACAGAAAAUACACCCACUGAUAGUUCAGAAACAAAAAAAACUGUUGAUAAUAAAGAAGGAACUAAUACAACCAAUGAUACAGCAUCAUCGACGACAACUAAUGCAUCAUCGAACACAACACCAAAACCAAAUAUUAUUCGCGAAUCAUUAGAGUUUAAAGUUGAAAUACUCGAUUAUACUGAUCCAUCUUCUGAAGCUCAAACAAAUUCAAAGAAAAAAUUAUCCGAGUUGGAUGCACAUGAUCGUGAAUUAAUCGCAUUAUCAACUGCUAAAAAUAAUCUUGAAACAUUUAUCUAUGAUAUUCGUGAUAAACUUGAACAUGAUUCAAAAUAUAAAAAAGCGUCAACAUCACAUGAACAAACAAAAAUUAUUGAAAAAUUAACUGAAAUUGAUACAUGGUUAGGUGAUGAAGGUUUCAAUGCUGAUGUUAAAACAUUAAAAUCGAAAUUAGAUGAAUUAAAAACAAUAACAAAAUCAUUAAAAACUCGUGUACGUGAAGUUGAUUUACGUCCUGUAAAACUUCAAGAAUUAAAAGAUACUCUUAAUCAAACCGAGCAGUUUCUUUAUGCAACACGUACUUUAUUUUUAAGAAAAGAUCUUGAAGAUGACAAACCAAUUAGUGAAAUCGAAAUUAAACAUUUAGAAAAAAUGAUUAAAGAUACAAACUUAUGGCGUGACCAAAUAUUACAAGAUUUUUCUAAAUUAACUCCGACUGAUACACCAAAAUAUUUAUCAACUGAUAUCGAUGAAAAAGUGAAUGCAUUAAAACGUGAAACAAAUUAUCUACUUACUAAAGCACAACGUUUUGUUCCAAAACCAAAAACAACAACAACAACUCCUAAAAUUCCACUUAAUAAUGAAACAAAAACAGACAAUAAUAGUUCAGAUUCCGACACAACACCGACUGCAGGUAUGAAUUUAAAUUUAUUUUUACAAAUGAUUUCUUUACAAUAUUUAGAUAAUUAUAAAGAUUUAUAA
Adineta steineri is the source of this 2700-nucleotide messenger RNA. The record is from the annotation of a GenBank genome assembly. Lineage: Eukaryota; Metazoa; Rotifera; Eurotatoria; Adinetida; Adinetidae.